CUUAGCCGUAAUAUUUCGACUAAAGGUGCAUUGCACGAAACCCUUCCCCGCUUUAUUCAUUGAAACAGCGCGCCAUCUACUGUUUAACUUGGGGGCAGACGUUAACGAUAAAGUUAAAACGGGCGGUUUUACAAUAAGUAGGCAUAUUGGAAUUUCACAACCCCCUGCUAAGUUUGAUGCCAUUUUAAUAAUAUUCUUAAUAUGUGGGUACUGUUUGUUUUUUAAAUAGUGGGAAAAAAACUAAAAAUACAACUUCGGGUUAUGUUGCGUAUAUAAAUAGUUGGAAGAGACGAGUGCUGUUUUUUGGAGUCCUGCAGUCUAAGCAUAUUCAUGAGCCACUGGGGUCCGACUCCGCCCCCAGCGUUAGUGCGAAGCCCACAGGUCUGUCAGAUCCUCAGCGUCGGGGUCUGAGGGCUCCCAGUGUUUCCAGGGGCUGGAUGUAGGGCUGGCUUUCCCUUGCUUUUCCACUUUUGGUUUCUUGUUUCUUUGCCUUGAGUGAGUUUACGUCUUCAGCGUCCAAGAGUGGACGGGGAGCGGCCGGCAGACUCGGUAUGGAGGGACCCUUUGUGACUCUGAGGACCCUCAUCCUUCUGCAAACUGUGUGUCUGAUUCUGGCGCAAGUGACCAGUCCACCAGGACGGCUGGGUCCUCUUGGCCCGCCAGGACCCGCAGGAACCCCUGGAUCUGAUGGUAUCGACGGAGAGAAAGGACCCCCAGGUCCCCCCGGCCCAGUAGGUGCGAAGGGGGAACCAGGAGAGCCAGGGCGGGAUGGCUCUCCAGGAGAGAAUGGAAUCGAUGGUCUGAUUGGACCAAAGGGAGAACGAGGGCCAAUUGGGAACCCUGGUCCCAAGGGCCAACCGGGGCCUCUAGGCAGACCUGGACCACCGGGGCCUGGACUCCUCGGACUGCCUGGACUGCCUGGUCCAAUUGGUCUGCCAGGUGUAAUGGGAAAAGCAGGCAUCAAGGGCCUCAUGGGUCCACCCGGGUCUCCAGGAUUACCAGGAGCCCCAGGCAAACCAGGCCGUCCAGGAAAGUUCACAGGAGAGGAAGGAAGUGCAGACUUCCAGUGUCCCACAAACUGUCCAGCAGGGCUGAAGGGACCCCAGGGUCUUCAGGGAGUGAAGGGACAUAAGGGUCGUGCUGGGAUGCUGGGUGAUUCCGGGAGCAUUGGAAGGCAGGGAAUCAAGGGCGAUGGGGGAAUCUCUGGAGAGCAAGGAAUCCCUGGACCUCCGGGUCCGAUGGGGCUCAGAGGUUACCCCGGAAUGGUUGGACCCAAAGGGGAAACUGGUCCUCAAGGAUACAAGGGCAUUGCAGGACCUGUUGGCAUUCAUGGUCUACCGGGUGAGGAAGGACCCCGGGGCCCACCAGGAAGCCCUGGUGAGAAGGGAGACUUGGGCGCACGUGGUAUCAGGGGACCUCAGGGUGUCGUUGGCAAAAAGGGGGAGCACGGUUUACCCGGCAUUGAUGGGAAGGAUGGCACACCUGGUAUUCCUGGAAUGAAGGGAAGCCAAGGACAAGCUGGCAUGCCAGGACCUCCAGGCCCACAGGGGGCAGCGGGAUUACCGGGCAGCCCAGGAACUAAGGGAGGACUGGGGGCAAAGGGUGAACCUGGACCUCGGGGUUUGGUGGGAAUGACUGGCCCUCCUGGACCUCAGGGCGAGCCGGGCCGACCUGGAGAAGUAGGAAUGGAGGGUGUUCCUGGCCCAAAGGGGGACCGGGGCCAGAGAGGACCGGUGGGGCCUCAGGGCGUCGUCGGCCAGCCUGGCAGUAAGGGAGAGAGAGGACCAAUGGGUGUACCUGGACCUCAAGGCCUCUCUGGGACCAAGGGCGACAAGGGAUUCCAAGGAAAAGUUGGAAUGAAAGGAGAUUUUGGUGAUCCAGGUGUAGAGGGACUGGCGGGAGAGAAAGGAGAGAAGGGUUUGUCUGGAGAACCUGGACUGAAAGGACAGCAAGGAGUGAGGGGUGAUCCCGGUCACAACGGCCCUACUGGAGACUCGGGCAAGCCUGGAGACAAGGGCCCCUCUGGGCUACCGGGGCCCCGGGGCCUCCAUGGAGAGCGAGGAGUGCCAGGCAUGCCAGGGAGGUCAGGAGUUCCUGGCCGGGACACCACAGACCAGCACAUCGUUGAGGUCGUGCUGAAGAUGCUCCAGGAGCGACUGGCAGCGGUGGCUGUCAGUGCCAAGAGGGCAGUUCUAGGUGGAGCAGGCGUCAUGGGCCCCCCGGGGCCUCCCGGCCCCCCAGGACCCCCCGGAGCACAGGGACCACACGGACACACAGGGUCUCGGGGCAUCCCUGGAAUUUUUGGCGCAUCUGGACAGAUCGGGAACACUGGCCCUAAAGGAAAGCGGGGUAUGAAAGGCGCUCCGGGAGACCCAGGUCGUCCUCACCCCGGCCAGCCUGGACCUCCUGGAAUCCCAGGUCCCCAGGGUGUCGACGGCGUGGCCCGCGAUGGCAGGCCUGGUGAGCGGGGCCCCCAGGGCAUUGCAGGUGUAGCAGGGCGACCCGGAAAGGUGGGCCCGCCGGGACUCCCCGGCUUCUGCGAGGCCGCAGCUUGCCUUGCAGCCUCGGCCUACACCUCCCCGCGUCUCCAGGAGCCGGGCACUAUCAAGGGGCCCUCAAAAUAAGCCCGCAGUGUUGGGGAGUCAGAGAAUGAGAGAGACCUAGAGAGACUGGUGCACACACACGCCUUCCCUUCUAUCGGCCAUCAUGGAGCGGUGAGAGGGGUCGUUCCUUUGUGAUUGACGUUACACCCUCCAGUCUGAGUGGACAGCCACUUCCAUUCGAAACCAUCUAGUCUGUGAUUGGACAGUCUGCACCUUUAGUCACUUCGGAACCACCAAUCUCCCUGCUGCCGCCUAUGCCCCUCCCCCUCUCCAGACACAGGAACAUCCCCAUUAACGCCCUUGACAUUGCUGUGAACAGCCCUGGACUGACAGAAGAGAGAUUUAAGGCGCUAUACAUAUUUUUUUUGCAUCUUCUGUUUCUCCUCCCACAUCCUGGUCGCUUUAGAUUCAUCCAAUCCAUUUAAAAACAGAAAGAUAAACAUAUUCCACAUAAAAAAAUUAAAAAUAACCAAUAAAAUGUUGUAGUUAUUACAUUAUAUGUAUUGUUAAUUACCUCAUGUGACGGCUUAAUUUCAAUGGUUUUCCUGUCUGUGCAGUUCAAAAUCUCACUGCAUCUGGGCCAGUUCGCUAUUAAGAGUCACAGUCAUAGGGUGCUCUUUUGGUUGGCUGGAACAAAAUCAUGGUUUGUAUUACUACUUUCUGGACCUGAGAUUUCCACUCCUGCUGUCCAGACAACUCAGUUCCCAUGAUUCCAUGCUGUAAAUCUUUGUAAAUGUGUGUUUUCAUUAUAAUAGGAUGUUAUAAGAUCUAGUGUUUCAUCCUGUGACUCCAACAAAUCUACAAUGAUCAGCUUCCAGGAUACCGUCAGCGUGUACGAUUGAAAAUAAGAAGGGAACCUGGUUAUUUUCAUUAACAGAAAUGUAUUUAUUGUUUUGUUGGUUCAACUGUAAAGACAUAGUAUUUUUCCUGGUUGUUUCAUGGAGCCAGAAUUAAUAAAGAGGAACCUUUUAUAAAAGCGAAAGUUCUUCUCUAUCGCCUGCGAAUCUGAAAUUGAAUUGUCUCGUUUUGAAUCUGUGGCUUGAACUGAUUUUCUCCUCUUACCUUCCUCCCGUCUUGUCUGUGCAAUAAAGUGCUCUUUGCACCUC
Molecule: messenger RNA, 3709 nt
Organism: Brienomyrus brachyistius
Lineage: Eukaryota; Metazoa; Chordata; Actinopteri; Osteoglossiformes; Mormyridae
Gene: col9a2
Product: procollagen, type IX, alpha 2
Exons: 33
Coding region: 552-2624 (690 amino acids)
Source: RefSeq, a predicted model, not a curated record